Messenger RNA from Apis cerana (Asiatic honeybee), 28380 nucleotides. RefSeq lists its product as uncharacterized. The record is from RefSeq and is a predicted model, not a curated record. Lineage: Eukaryota; Metazoa; Arthropoda; Insecta; Hymenoptera; Apidae. Gene Ontology annotation, biological process: regulation of DNA-templated transcription. Gene Ontology annotation, molecular function: DNA-binding transcription factor activity, RNA polymerase II-specific; sequence-specific double-stranded DNA binding.
AACGUGAUUAGGCUGACCAUGGGAUUGUACGUGAUUCGAUGUGCCGUGAUUCGCCUGCGACUGGAUCGAUUUCGUGAUCUGUGAUACGUGGUUCUCGUGGUGGUUCGGCUUGUGCAGCGGCUUCUGAUCAACCUACAAUAUCGGGAAGGAGAAGGGAGAAUUGAAGGGAGCCGUGAAUUGCGCGUAGGAUGAUGAGGAUUAUGCAAUUAAAAGCACGGCACGCGCAUGUGUCAAAGUUGGCGCGAAAAGUGGGACGUGUUUCUCGUGUUCCUGGGGAGAAACAGCUGUCUCUAUUCCUACCUCGAAUCCCUUGGCAGCAGGAAAAUUAGGUACGGAUUCCUCUAGUCUCGAUCGGAGAUGCCCGUCACGAAUUAGCAUUUAUAUCACCGUGGUACCGUGCAACGAGGUGGAAAUGGAAUAUCCGGAACGCCGUGAUAGAGAGACUACUUCGCUCUUCCUGCCCGCGAAUUAAUACGCCCGUGUCUCCUGCAGCCACGAUCGAUCGUCUUGUAACAGGAACGGAUAAGAAGACAAAUAUCUCUUUCUUUCUUCUCUCUCCUUCUCUCUUUCUCUCUCUCCUGAAAAUUUCUUCCGUAACUUUUUAAUCGGAUAUAUCGAAAUUUAAUUUAAUUUCAUCCCGGUGAUUUUUCAUGAUAAUAUUUGAUCAUCUUCCGAGGGAUAGUUUCGCAGGUUGGUAUAGGAUCAUCAUCGUUUCAGAGUUUGACAUUUACAAUGGUAUGUAUAAAUUAUUAAUCUUUAUUUUCUAAUUUAUUCGGAAUAAUAGUGCAUGAUUUUAUCAGGGAGAAACAGUUUGGAGAAGAUUAGGAGAUGUUUAAAUGUUUUCUAUUUCAAUUUUCAGUUGAUAAAUUAUUUUAAAAUUAAUCAUUCAUGGAAACGGAUACAAUCAUACGUGGUAAUAUUAUAUUAUAAGUUUUAAUCGUUAGACAAAUUAUAUAAUAAUUCCAUUCUAUCCCAUCAAAUUUUGUCGAAAGUUAUUCUUUUCUUCUGAAGAGACGGUCGAUCGAAAUACGUAUAGCUCUGUUAAAAGCGAUCGAUCUCGAAAAGUGUCAUCGAUGAAUGCGAGUCAUCCUCGCUUGGCGUUUGGGGAAUAGAGUCACGCGUGUCGCAAGGAUUGCUCGCUUCUUCGGACACCGUGUAAGAAAAAUGAAUCGUUAAUUACACGCGCGUCGUAGAUAGCUUACGUAAAAAUGGCGAAAACACAACGUUGGAGCAGAAUUUGCGUAACAUGAUUGAUGAGGGGAUUGUCCCCCUAAUUAACAGCCUCCACAAGUCGAUUUCCUUCGCUCGGUUUCUAUUAUAAACGAUCUCCCUCGUAGAUCGAUCUUUCCUGAUUCGUCGUUAGAUAUACAGAUAACCGUAUAUACAUAUAUAUACAUCUGAGGGAAAAAUGAAAUUUUAAAUAUAGGAAAACUAAUCGUUUCGGCCUCUUAGCUUCGUAUCUUGUACAUCUAUCUCUGAAUAUAUCUGCAUAAAGAAUUUUUUCGCGGAAUCAACAAUUCGAGGAAUAGAAUUCAUCUUUUCAUUCGUGUUUUUUUUUUUUUUUGCAUGUAAUUAUAAAAAUUAAGUCUGUUAAUGCGUAGUCUCUAGUUUGAUUGUGAACGAAACGUGGAGAUGUUAUUAAAAUUUUCUUUAAAAUUCAUGAUACGCGAUUAUUAGAACGAGUGGAAUCGGGGAUACGAUGUUUCCACGAUAAAGAUUGUUUCCACAGUCAUUUUCGAUAAUACGCUCACGUUCCACGGCCACGAUGUUAAAUUGGGUAUCAUUUCUGGAUAUUUUUCUUCCAUUACGAUGCGCAAAGAAUCGUCACAGUUAUACCUGAUAAUUGCCGAAAGUUUGCCUGCUCUCGUUCGUACUGGACAUUAUACGAUACAAACAUACAAACAUAAAUCACCAUGAUUCAAAGAUACUCUCUCGUUGAAGUAACAAGGGGAAAGUUUUUGCGUUCCAUUUUGUUUUUCUCUGAAAAAGUUCCCGGAUAAUUUCGAAUGUUUCUCCAAGUUUCUCAGUACCGAGAAUUCAUACGCUUGUCGCAAUGGAAACAUAUUGCUCGUAAGCCAGCAAUAACGAUUUACCAAAAAAGUUUUAACGAUUUUAAAAUAUCUUUAUGCACAUACAGAAGUUACACCUUCAAAAUCUGAAUAAAUAUUAAUUAUUUGUCUUUCAAGAAAAAGUAAAUAAAUAAAUAAAAAUGUGAAGCACGGAAUUCGAAUGUUACUUCAUAAAAAAAAAAAAAGUUCUGAAUCCGACAAUCCCCAAAUUGCUGGAAAUCGUGACCACGGGGAUAUUUACUUGUGGAUCGUGCGUAAAUUUGAAGGAAAAUCGGCUCGUGGAACAAGGAUGCUCGCAUCCAUGGGCCAGGAAACGUCCCCGUGGUGGCUCGUCAAACAGGGACACGUCAGCAGUGCACACCGGGCGGGUCCCCUUUUUCGGUCCUGUGGGACGAACAUGGAGGAAAGAUCGAUGGAAACGAUAAGGAGAACGUUUUUGAUCGGCCGCCACAUCGUGUUAAGAGAUGAUCACGAUGAUCGGACACGUUAAUUAUACGAUUCCCUCGUUCGAACCGGUCGAGCAUGGCGACAGAAGCUUUGUUAGGGGCGAUUUGUCGUGAUUCGAAGUAAUCUCAUAGUUGGGCCACAAAGUUAAGAUAUUCCGCGUGGCGUUUUAAUCAAAAUCGUCUAACACGAUUUUUCACUUCUUUAUACGAAGAUACCAGAUAGAUAAUCGUUUAAUUCGAUAAAGAAACGGUUUUAAAACCGCUAUAAUUUCGAAGAUGGUUAGAAGCGUUGAAUCUUUCUUUUUAAAAUCCUUUUCCACUCGUUCCAAUAUGAUUUCCGGUUUCCGAGAUAUCGCUAUAUAAACGAAAUACAAUCUUGAUUAAAAUUAGGAAAACUUUGUAACUUGGAAGAUAUUAUUUUUUUACUGUCAACGAGCGAACGAUCAUUGGAUCCUUGUUGCAUUGCUCACUGACCUAUCCCAAACUCCAGACAACUGAUAGAUCCCUGAUAGUACGCAUUUCCAGAAAAAAAAUGCGGGUCCAUUCAUAAUUUCUACACUGUCUUAACCAUCAUGGACACUUUGAUUCUUUGUUGCCUCAAUUCAUAUAUGACUUCCUGAAUCGUUACGUUUCUUUUCACGUUCCUUUUGUUUUUAUCAUAUGAAAAUUCAAAGUUUCAUUUAUGAGUUUACAUGAAUGGGACAGAUCUUUUAUCGCGAUACAAAUAGAAAAAUCUUAUCAAAAUAUCACCACGCCAAACUAUUUCUUCCCUGUUAAUACUAUGAAAAAAAAAAAAAAAAAAGAACCGUACAUCUCAUCCUUCGCAAUAAUCAUUCUCAAUUUCUCUCAGCACAGGCUGACAUCUAAUCCAGAUCGUCUGUUCUGGCGCGAAUCCAUGACUCACGAUCGGCAAACGGGAAGGCGAACCAGCCUAGUGCAAUACUUUCCGCACCGAUUUCUCUUCCCUCUUCUUCUCGCCUUCCAUAUUCCUUUCUUUUCUUUUUUCCUUUUUCUUUUCUUCUUUUCCUCUCCUCCUUCGACUCCUCCUCCCACCACGCGUGGACUUCCUCUCCCGUCCGGUCGUCCGCUUUUCAUUAUCACCCCAACACGGGAUCGCCCUCCUCCUCCUCUCUCUCUCCCUUUGAGUGAGACAUAACCACCCGAGAAACGGGCCGGGGCACCUAACAAGACGUACAAAAUAAAUUGAGAGACGCGAGAUUAAUGAAACGGCCGUAGGCGGCGGCGAGCUCGAAAGGAACGUGGAUAAAAAACGAAACGAGAGAGAGAGAGAGAGAGAGAGGAGGGUAGAGACGAAGGUAGGAGAGGAUGAGAAUAAUCGAAGAGAGAAGGGUAGAAUCUCGUCCGCGGAAUUAUUGCGUUUGGUCGGGACGUCCAACGAUCAUCCAACGAAUCUCUUGAAUGGUUAGUUCUAAUUUACUAGUUUUUAAUUAAUCCUCGACUUAUCGGGGCUUCAAAUCCUUGCUCUUUAAUUCUUAUUUAUUUUUUUUUUGUUUUUCUUUCGAACGUUUUAUGACCGAAAAAAUGAAGAGAAAUUGGGGAGAGAAAAGUUUUCGAGAUCGCGAAUAAAUGAUCGGGGGUUGUUUCUUCUACGAAUGAGUAAUCGUGUAAAAGAUGGAGAAAUGCCGCGGUAAUUUUGUAAAUAGCAGAGUGAAUUCUUCGUGUGCUUAGACUUGAAACUUGAAACGCAAUAGUGUUUGUAAUUUAUGAUGAUCAGUCAGGUAUAGAUAGGUUUGUUAUUAAUUGGCAUUUGAUUAUCGUUGUUGAUUAUCAAGGAUCGGUGAUUUUGAUCUUCGUUCAACGUGUUCUUACCUGGUUUCGGGUUCUAGAUCUUUAUCGCUCUUCAAAAACCCACCCAUCUCUUCACGCUUACCUUUUCUUUUUUUCCUUCAUGAAACGGGAGGAAUAAUUGAAUAUUAAUCGUUCACUUCGUGUGUCAGAGAAGUUAAGCGAAUCAAGUUAAAUCGGUUCGACAAUUAUCGAACAACCCGAUUCAAGCACCUUGAAUCAUCGCCAAACGACCAAAUUCUUUUCAAUCGAACCUAAACGUCCUCCUCAAAUCUUUCUUCUCUCGCCUUCCAAUUCCAAUCGUCUAAAUUUCCUCCCAAUCCCCCCUCUCCCUCCAUCAAAACGCAAAAAAAAAUCAUUCAUAUUCAUCGGUGAUUGUUUCGCGUGUAGCGCGAUACGUUUUUUUCUUUUUCCCUUUUUUUUUUUCCAUUGCAAAAAGCAAUUCCGCUCUUCAAUGAACGAUCCGCCGUUUCCCAACGGCCAAAUGGAAAAACCGAAACACGCGAGCAGCGGCGGAAACCCAAUCUACGGGGCCGUCAGAGCACGGCUGGAGAGCUCGUUAAAAAAUCAUCACCGAAUUAAAUCGAGUCGCCUUUCCACCAUGUAAACAACCACCACCUUUCCCCAAGCAAUAUAGAUUUUCGUGUAGGGCGACGGGGAGGGGGAAGAGGGGAGAGAGAGAGGAGGGAGGGCGACUUUCGGUGGCAGGCCGAACCCUCGAUAAUAGAUGGCACCCCUGGGUACCGCAAAUGAACCACGAAAUGCUGCCGGUGCGCAGGACCAACCUGUCAUAGGCCCUUUGCCGAGACGGUCCACCAUCUGUCCAAUGUGCGGAUGCAACGAUGCACUUGGAGAGAUAAGCUGGGAUACGGACAGAGAGAGAGAAAGAGAGAGAGAGAGAGAGAGAACGGGGUAACACGUCCGGGACGUGUUUAAUGUCGUUUCGAGCGAUCGUUUAUGAUAGACGAGGCGAUGAAGGGUGAAUCGUUCGUGGUUGACCGAUUAGAAACACGCCAAAUGGUGGACGAUCGACAAAUGUCGUUGUUUUGGCUUUGCUGCGCUUCUUCUUUUUUUUUUUUUUUUUAAUAGAAUAGAGGACGGUUUGGAGGAGAGAUUGAACGUGAAUGAUUCGUUUGGAAAUAUAUUUUUUGAUCUUGAUCUUUUAUAUGGUUAAACAUUAUAUUUAUUUAUCGUUGCUGCGUGCAACGCAAACGCGUAACGUAACGAGGACUGUUGAACACUGUGCAAAUAUUAUGAAUGAAUAUCUCUGCCUUGAAAAUUACUAGACAUAUACAUUAUUAAAAUUGUUAGAAUAUUACGCGGGACGAUUCGAUAUAUAUAUAUGUAUCUCUUUCGAGGAUCAAAUUAGAAAAGGAAAAAAUUUCAAUAUACGGGAAAUAUACUUUUGAAAUAAAUUUUCCAAUCGGCCAAUUGACAAAUUCUGUAAUCUUUCAUCGUAACCUCCGGUCUUUUCAUUAACGCGCAUUAUCGAGGCGAGCAUCGAUCGUGACAUAAAACGGUGGCUUCGCGUUAUAAGGGAUCGACGAUUGUUAAAGCGCCAAAUGGCGAUGGCGUGUAUGCGGGCUCGCGGAUAAUCGAGCGUGAAAUUUGAAAAUUUUCAUUAUUGCCGUAUGCGAGCGUUUCGGUCGGGUGAGCGCGGAAUGGAAUUUCGAAUCUUGCGUAAUGCGUCUCUGAAGAGUGGUUAAUGCGUGUGCACGCGUGUCACGUUUGUACACGCCGACGAUUGCCACGAUCGAUCGGUUAUUUAACGAUGCCGCGUUAUUGGCUCCUGAAGCUGUUAACGCGCGCGAAGAAUAAUUCUUCACGCUAAACGAUCUCGACGUUCAAUUACCGCCAAUGUAACGAAGUGGACGAAGCCUCUAACGAUGAUGAGAUAUCCGAGAAAAUUGAUAUUUAAAUUAUAUUUAAGAAUUUUUUUAUUUUAUCUUUUUUUUUCUUCUUCGUCUUCUUCUUCUUCUUUUCUUUUCCCACCUCCUUCCCUCGCCCCUCCCUCACCUCCUCCCUUUCUUCCCUCCCUCUCCCCCCUCUGUCGAAUUAUUUCGCGUCUUAAAUUAUACUCAAAUAUAAUCGAAUUGAAGAAAUUUUGGUUUCUUUAACUAGAAAUUUGCCGGUCGAAUGAGCAACUAGUAUCUUUUCUUGUAUAAAUGGAUUGCAAAAUAUUCAUCAUUUCUUAUUCCACGAUGUUAUGGAAAGAUUAUAUUUGGAUUGUACGUAUAUUUUAUUGUACCUGUUUGUACGUUUAAUUGUAGAUAUUCGUUCGAGAAUCUUGUUCUUCUUAUCUUAAUCUUCUUAACAAUCGUCAAAAUUUCAAUUUUCGUUGUUCGGCAAAUAACAAAAAUACGUGGCCACACAACGUACGCAAAAAUUAAAUAACAACGAAAUUGGAUUUCGUUAAACAUCGCAGUUACGCUUUAAAAACCGCUCUCCUUUUUUUAACAGAAAAAUAAUGGCGUCCAAUUACAUCACUGUCCGAAAUUAAGUCUCCCUUAUAAUUUCGCGGCUGUGCUUAUCCUUUUUUUUUUUUUUUUUGUUUAAACAAACAAUUCAUCAGGGUGGUGCGCGACGCGAAAUUUUGCCGCUUUUAAAAAUAAUUGCAAAAAACGGAGGGAGGUUGGAUCGUGGCCGUUUUCGGUGCCAUUAUGUCACGGCCCGCAUAAUUAACGACGGCCUCUUUCUCGCAAUUUUCUGCACGCCCGAUUACACGCCCGUGCCCCCGGGCUAAUUACAAUUUUCGCCGGGUAAUUUAAAUUAUUUCAACGUGGACGUCUAACACGCGUGUUUUGGAACCAUUGAAAAAGCAUUCGUUGGACCGUGCCGGCCAAAAAUCCGCAUCGUAAAUCCUCGGACGCGGUGCCAAUCAACUUGAUGGAGAAUCGCUGUUUUUUGUUUAUUCGUUGUCCCGAAACAGUACAUUGUUGGCACGAAUGCGCGCCUCUCCCUCCUCCUCCCUCCCCACCCUCGAACAAACCGCCCCAACCCGCACGAUCCGUGGAUAUACAGUGGGUACAAAAAGUAUUUGGCCACAAGUAUUGUCUCGGCGUUUACGGCUAGGAAAGAGACGUGGGUGUAGAUCUUGACGAGAAUGACGGAUUGAAUGACGUUUUCGAUUUUGGUUAUAAUACAAUUUCAUUCGAUUGUAUAAUAGUUGUGGGAUAGAUAAAGGAUUUUUAAAAUAGGAUUACGCAGGUAACAGAUUGAUAUUGAUGCAUCUGAAUGGUAAAUUUAUUGAAUUAAAAUUUGAGAGAGAGUUAAUGAAUAAAUGCCUUUUGACUUUUUCCUUUUGACUCUUAUCCUUUGUCUAUUUCAGAAGCGAUUUAAUUUUAUAUACUGGAUAAAACGAAAUAGUAGAAUUUUAGAGGAACAAUUUUUAUAAGAGGAAUCGAUAAAUUGGCGGGUUCUCAAUCCCUCGAAGAUUAAUUAGAUUCUUCGUAUCUUUGCAGAAGAAUUUGAUACAAUUUGACGGAAAUAAAUUGUAAAAUUUAACAAAAAUUUAUUUUUCAUUGGAAGAUAAGAGUAUCUGCGAAUACUUUUUGUAGCCACUGUAUCCGAGAGAAGGGGGUAACACCUUCCCCCUUUUCCAUCGUUAGCUAGCGUUAAAUUAGAACUGUCAUGGCCGACCAAAGUGGAACAGGGACGGGGGAAGAGAGAGAGAGAGGGAGAGAGAAAGAGAGAAAGAGGAAGGAAGGAAGGUAGGACGGAAGAAAGGAAGAGAAAACGUGCUUUUCGAAUAUUUAAACCUAACCUAGGGAAAACGUUCAAGUGGCUCGUUUCCAAACGAAGUUUCCUCGUUAAAGGAUUUUUCGAGCUCCCUUUCGACAACCUCGACCCCUCUAAGACGUUCGAAAGUCGACGAACUUUGGAGACGCGACGGGCAAUUGGAACUUGUACGGUGAACUUUUCGAUGAAAGAUUCAUCUGCCCACGCGAAACGAUAGUUUUAAUGCUGAAAAGUUUUCUCACGCUCGUUCUUCUCGAUAAUUAAACACAGUUUUGUUUUAAAAGAGUUGGGGAAGAAAAAUUUCAUUAGAUUAAUCAUUAAUGGUUCGUUUCAAGUAUAGUUUUUACAUUAAGAAUUAACAAAGUGUGUUUUAUCGCGAUCCGUGAUAAGAAAUGAAUAAAUUUGUAAGUAUAUAGAAUAUACUUACAAAUAGUUGAUGAUUGUGGCGCUAGUGUCGCCCGACUGGUCGCCAUAACGUUAACAAUCAUUCAUCGGGAUUCAAAGAUCCGAGGGAAUCAUUGGUAAAAAUUUUACUACAUCGUAAUUUCCCACGAAUAUUAAUUUUCAAAGCAUUAAUUAUUCCUACAUUUUCAACAAAUCUAUAUCGUUUCGAGGUUUCUCUCAUCUGAAACCUCUUCAAACUUCCAUUUUCGAUUUUCAAAAUCCUAAUUAUUCCUUAUAAUCAAAAACCUCUCCAAGAGAAUCUAAUCUAAAAUUCAUCUUUUCGUCAAUUUCAGCAAUCAUAGGAGGAAAAAACCUUUCGAAUUCGACCCUCCCUCCUCAAGAUCCACAAAAAAGGUCCCGAAAAAGGAGGGAGGGAGGAGGGGAGGGGGACAGCUAGCCUCGAACAGCGCGACGUUCGAGGUUUUCGAAAAUUCCGAUAAAAUAUCGGCGCGUCAUCGAUACUCGAUGGCCGAGAACACGGGGGAGGGGGAGCAGAUACGGGCCGCUGAUGCAUUUUCGUCAUAAAUAACGAGCGGGCCGCGGCGAAUAAAUAAAUGCCGGUGCGUGAUCACCGUAACUCACAAUUAUGGCGGGCCGGUUUUCACGGCGCCGAUAUGCAACCGUGCACAAUACACGCCGUUCGCCCGUCACUUUUAAUUUCGCGGCCGGCCCGUUUGACACGUUUUGAUUUGCGAUUUAUGACCGCGUUCGAUAUCCCUCGGGAGACCGAUCCCUUUCUCCCUCCGCCACCGCCUCCCCCAACCCGCCCCCGCCGAUGAUUUGUGCCUCUUUCUCUGUGUGUCUUCUGUGUGUCUUCCGUGUGUGUGUGUAUGUAUGUUUUUUUUUGAAUUAUAGAUACUUUUAUCACUAUCCAGGUGGUCACCUGUGCUGUCCGUGAAAUAUACGUAUAUAUGUGCGUGUAUCGGAUGAAUAAUAAUUCGUGGCUUUUUAAGACUGGUUGGAAAGUGGUUGGUGUAUAUUUCUUGAAAAAUGAAUUUUGUCGAAAUGGGACUGGAUUUAGCGUAGUGAAAUUCGGGGAGGAAUUGAAGGCGUGCUUUGGUUGGAUUGAAGAAAGAAAGGGAAGAUUUAUUUUAAACGUUGCGGUGGAUUGUUUUAGUGGAAGAACUUAUCAAUUCUUGUCGAUUAAUAUUUUUUGCAUUUUUCAAGAUAUUGUUGCGAUAAAAUCUACGAAAAAUUUACGAAGAGGAAUAUACUUAAAUCUAGAUAAAGAAGAAAUAGUUUUACAGAAUUUUUAAUAUUGAGUAAGUGAACCAUUUGAAUCAAUCUUACAUAAACGGAUCAAAUUUAUAUAUUAUAUAUAUAAAUGGUGAUUAAUGUUAAUAAUUUUCUAUAUUAUUAGAGAAAGUAUAUUUUUACAUGGAUUCACAUUACAUUAACUUCAAGAAAUCAUACACUAUCGUGCUAUCAUUUCGUCGCUUUUGUAUUAAAAAAAAGGAAAAAUUAUGAACUGCCUCUAUCAAUUUAUUUUCCUUAAUCCUAAGAAAUCUGAUUCUAGAAAAUCUCAAUAACAACCCUUUAAAAUCACGCUUUGGGUCGAUAAUAAACAGCGAUAAAGCGAAUACAGCCACCAACAGGCGGAAUUUCGCCAGAACUCCAUACCAGCCCCUCGUUAAAAAUACUUCAUUUCACUUCGGUACAUUCUUUCGCAGUUUCGCAGUUUUCACGGGCCAAUUUCUGCCUCCCCUGGUUUUCGUUUCUCGCGUUUACUCUUUUACGGUACACGGUUAACUGCGACUUUAUAACAGGGACGAUUAUAGUGGAAAGCUAAUUUCCAACUAGCCGAGAUCUCCAACUCCUUCCACUCUCUCUCUCUCUCUCCCUCUCUCUCCCUCCCUCUCUCUGUAUCCAUCCCUAUUCCGCAGCUAACUUCGUUAAUGUAUAAUCCGGGGUGGCUCCCCGGGGCUGCGUUGGCCGUGAUAUAAAAUCAGUAAGCUUUAGUAAAUUUCGUUUAAACAAUCCAGUAAACAAUUUUCCGCCGCUCUGCACGGCAAAGUAACGGCACCCUGGUGGCACCUGUACGCCUGCAACACUUUCUACCCCCUGGCAUUUACCCCUAUCGUCGACCUCUCCACCACCACCACCCUCCUUUCGCACUUCGACGUUCUUCGUUCGCGGAGGAACCUUCAUCUCGUCGGAGAAACGUGUCGUUGUCCGUCAUCCUGGGAUUAAUCUAAGAGUUAAGCGUUCGCCGUAAGUUUUUAAGCGUGACUUUUUCUUAUUUGGAGGAGGAAUAACCUUGGACGAUUUAUGAAAUAUUCGUAUUUAUUCGUUUGGAAAGGUUGGUUGGUGUUCGAUGAUGGGACGAAGUGGGAAUAUUGGAAAUAUUUUGGGUUGGUGAAGUAGUAGCCGAGUAAUAGGGUACUUGAAAUUUGAAUUUUUUGGAAGAUUUAUGAAACUGGUACGUCUGAUUAAUCUGGUAAUUAAAGAGGAUGGGGAGUUAAUGUUCGUGGAUGAGAUAAUGUAUUGGAAAUAUUGUAACAGAUGAAGCAGUACUUAAAAAAUAGUAUUUGAGAUAUGAACGUUUCAUGAAAAUUUAGGAAGCUAGUGUUUUGAAUAAUUUAACACAAUUGAAGUUUGUAUUGUGUAGAUGGUGGAUUGGAAAAAUAGAAAUUUGUGGGUGAAACAAUUUUGAGUAAAUAGUAUUUGAAGUAUUAAUACUUUUGGGAGAUUUACGAAGAUUUAUUGUUUGUAGAGGAAACAGUGUAUCGAAAAUAUUAAAAUUAAUGUGGGUAAAUUAAUUGUGGACAAUGGUGAUUUGAAGUGACGAAUAAUGUGUGUUUUUAUUUGCAUUUCUUUUGCAAUUCUUUCACAACAUUACAAAUAUAUGUAAAUAUAUGCAUGUGAAAGAAAAAAGGUGGUUAAAUAAAUAUUUUAAAAUACGAAACGUACAUAAUAAAAUUUAAAAGAUAAUUCUUUCAUUAAGAAUAAAAGAUACAAACUAUCAUUAAAGAAGAACGUGAAGAAGAAAGACAUUCUACAAUAAAGACGUGGCCAUUCUUCCAUUCUUCGACACGAGUCCAGCAUUUUUCUUGAAACGUUUGCAAUACGUGCCACGUUCUUCCAAUCAACUAUAAUUUUUCCACUCUUCAACAAGAAUUUCUUCUUCAUCUUUUUGAAACUUAGGUAGAAUUUGAAGAGAAACUGACCAAAAUAUCGUAACCGAUCAAUGUAUCGUAAAAGUUACAUACUAGAAUUUUUCUAUCCUCUUUGAAACUUUGAAACAAAAUUACGAAAUAAUUCUCACACACUUCCAUAUACCUAAAUUCUUUUAAUUAGGAAAAAUUACAAAUUCGAGAUAUUAUCUUUUCUACUAUAUUAAAAUAAAACAUCUACGAAAAAGAUUAAUCGAAAGAGAUUCUAAGAAGAUUCUUGAUUGGAUUAGAAAAUUUUUCUGUCCCCUCUACAAAUAAUAAAUUCGAAACUCUGGUACACAAAUUGAAAAGAUCCAGGGUCUAUAGAAUCCGUACGAACGUUUGACCAUUUCAAAGAUACAAAGAGAGAGAGAGAGAGAGAGAGAGAGAUAAAAAGAGAGAAAGAGAAAUAGAAAGAGGCCCAUCUUGAACGAGCAGGAAGCUCGGCGAAUAUUUAUGGGGGUUCCAUAUGCCGAAUCGCCACUGAAAACGGACCGAUCGACCCAUCUGGUCGAAGUGGCGAUCGUAAUGUCCCGCCGGUUAUCACCUAUAAUUUGAGGAUCUCGUAUCGGACCCCGCACGUUCGCCAAUGGGCAAUUAUUCAUCGGUCAAUUUGGUUCAAUUCGCGGCAAUUCGCGGGAUCUCGCCAAAGUGAUUGUCACGGAUCUUAAUUCGAUAUGCUUAGGUCGGUAUUUGUAUUUAUCGUUUCAUGCUACGCUCGAAAAUUAUAACUUUUCUCCUCGAAAAGUGUAAUCUAAUUGUAAAAAUUACCAUCGAACGGAAUUAUUCUAAUUCUUCCAACAAGUUGAUUCACUCUCCCCGUCAAUUGGAUUAAUAUAUCAAUCUGAGAUUGUGACUAUUUCAAAUUUCCAAGCCACUUUUCACAAAAGAGAAAAGUAUAUAAAUUUUCGGUCCCGUUUUCACAAUAUCCGAACAAUUAACAAUAAAAUCUUCUAAACGAAGAAAAAAAUCUUCCCCUUACCGAUCUCUCCCCCUCUCUCGUUAUCGAUCUCCCUUCGGCGCAACGACACCUUCCACCUUCGAUCCAUCAUUCCAACCCCCUCGAUCAAUCAUCAUCCACACUAAAAAUUCUCCCCGUGAAAAACUCUCCUCCCGCGUACUUGUCUCGAGCACCCACUAUCUCCCCCUCCCCUCUCAUCCUCCGAUCGUAUCCAUCCUCUCCUCGAAUGCGGUGGCCGACCGUAAUUGCGAGAGCGAGAAGUUGGAAGGGGGAAGGAGGGCCGACAAAACGGUCGUAAUUAAAGAGCGCAGCCGCGAAAUCUUUCCACGUCAAAGGAACGAUAUUUAUACGGUGCUUCCAGCAUCCGUGAAAACCCGCUCAUUGUUGGCGGGGGCCCGGGAAUCGCGAUUGCCGAGGAAAUGCAAUCGCCAUGAGAAAUGCGACCUCGAGGAGAGGGAUGCUCGGGCCACUCGACGUGCGGGGAUGAAAGGGUGGAAGGAGGAAGGGGGAAGGAGGAGGAGGAGGAGGGAAAGGUGUGGAGCGGGGCAUAAAAGCUACCGUGGUGGUGCCCGAGACGGAGUAUAACGUUUAACAUUUAAGCCUUUAGAAGGUUGUAAGGUUGGCUCCCUGUAAUUAUCGCCGAGGCGCGGCGCCUUGAGGUCUUCAUUAUGGCGAGCAUCCUUGUUAUUUCUCUCUGUACCGAGCCUCCAGUCGGGUCUGGUUUUCUCCUCGGUUGUGCGUACGCGCGACGAGAGGCGGAGAGGGGCUGGUUGGAGGGAAAAAAGGGUUUUGGUUGGGCGUCGUAAAGCAUGGGGAAAAAAAAAAGGAAAGGAGAAGGCGAAGGCUUCAGGUUGUUGCGACUCUUCGCGGUUCUUUUUUACUACUCUUGGACGGAGUAACUCUUGGUCGGAGUGUCGCUUGAAGAGAUUGAAGGGGAGAGAGAGAGAGAAAGAGAGAGAGAGAGAAAGAGAGAGAGAGAAAGAGAGAGAUAUUUUCGUGGAGAAGGGGAGUCGAAGUUCGAGAUGAGCGUUGUUUACAAGGAUUUGUUGAUUAGAAUUCGUUGUUUUUUGAUUAAACAGACGGCAACAGAGUUGGAAGUUGGAAGGAUGAAUUUAUGCUAUUUCUUCCAAGAAAGGUAAGAUGUAUGUGACACGUGCGAAGGUAAAUUUAUGCAAGAAUUUGCGUCCUCUUAUAAUAUACGUAAGAGGUAGAACAGAGGAUGUAAAUUAGAUCAGCCUACUCGCCUGGAGAAUUACAUUGUAAUUGCAAGUUAAACGUAAGGAAGAGCAAGUGGAUUUUCUGGGAUGGAAACCAGGACCGAUCGACGAGUCUCCCUCCCCCCAGUUCCUCCAUCGCCAUCCUCCACUUUGAAGAGAAUGUACCUGUUCCGUACACGACGCCUGUUCCAUCAAGCCUCCACGGCGUCUCAAUAAUCAUCGCGGUCUUUCACGUCAUCGCGAGCAAGCGUAAAAUCGUAAUCCAAUUUGUCUGGAGUGGCCGCAACAGGGCGACGAGGCCGAGCGAAUGAAGUCAUCGCGGCUUCGCCAGGGCUUGGCCGUUUAAUCAUCAUAAAUUUCGCGGGGAAACCGCGAACCGUCCCCUUUCUUACCGUCCACUUUGUUCCUGGACCCGUGAGACCGCUUCCAACGCUCACCACGACGGCCCCAUCCUGGCCACGGAGGUUUCACUUUGGUUGGUUGGACGUUCUUCCGCUUCGUGUGUCUCGAUUCGCAAAGCUGAGAAGUGGUGGAGGAUCUUUGGAGUGUUUCUUUCUUCCUUUUUAUCGAGACGCUUAAUGAUACUUAAAAAGAGGAAGGACGUUUCAGAAGAGAAAUGAAGAUGAAAGGUGUCCAACUCCCGAACGUCAUCCUCCAUGUUCGAUGAUCAAUCAUCCCCAGAAAGCGGUACGGAAAGAUGAAUCCAUCGUCGCGAAACAUUUAUUCGUACAAUGCAUAAUAAGAUGUCCGCUUCCACCACUUCCAUCGGCAUUCAAAGAAUAGCCUCGUCCAAUCGGAGUGCACAGCUCACCGAAGAAAGGGAUUCUAACAUGUCUGAAAUCUUGGCGGGAGCCGGGGACAAAACAUUCGCAGCGACUGGUUUGCCAGAACGUAUAAUAAGAGUGUGAUUAGCAUUAUUUACGGCCGGUUAACUAUUAACCCAUAAAUCAACCGGAGGACUACAUUAUCCGAGCCGUGUGUUGGUGAGUGUCCGGUCGCCUCUGCGUCUCUUCUCUUUCGAAGAAGAAGAAGAAGAAGAGGAAGAGGAAGAAAAAGAAGAGGAGGAGGAGGAGGAAGAAGAAGAAGAAGAAAACGGUACCGUACCGAGGUGUGCGGACGUAGAUGUAGAUCGUCUGGACGAUAAGGGGCGAGGAGGAUUCGUGAGUCGACGAACGAUUCGAGAGGCGAGAGAGGGAGAAGGAUAUGGGGGUGGAAAGGUCGAAAGGAAGAAGAGGAAGAAGAGGGCGGCCUUCUUUUUUCGUGAUUUAGGAGGACACGGUGCUUCUUCUUUCCUUUAUCAGCCGCCCCUUUCCCUUCUUUUCCACGCUGGAUCUCUCUCUUUCUCGAGCGCGAAUUUCGAGCGGAUUACGGUGAAUCAGCUCAACACCUCUGGAGCAGACGUGGCCCGAUCUAAGAUGAAUCUGGUGAGAGUAUUUGGCACAAACUGGUUCAAACUUCGACCAAGCCCGAAUAUUUCACAUCUUCUCGAUACUAUUAUUAUUAGAAGAAUAGAACUAAAACUCAAUUGAUAGAAACACUACCGAAUUAAUCACUUGAAAAAGUUUGGAAAUUUUCAUCUCCUCUACGAUCGAUUAAAACAAAUCAAACCUCGUCAACAACUCCAACCAACAACAAAACAAAACCACCAAACCACUUGAAACACUCGACCUCAUCCCUUCGAGGUGCAAAGCAUCCCCCCACCAUCGAGCUAACUAAAUAAGAAAUCUUAUGUACCCAUCGCGUUUCCAAGGAUAUCCUCAGCUCGUGAAGCGAAGGGCCCAGGGCGUCUCGCGGAUCCUCUUAAAUAAAUUCCCAUAAAACAGCGGCGGUGGCUUGGUCACGUUGGCUCUUGCAUCGUAUCUGCUUCCGUAUUCGAGGCACGAGAUCCUGCCUGGUGGUACGUCAUUCGCCCUGUCGCUAAUCAGAACUAACCGCCCGAGCGUGACUCGAAUCCCCUAUCGACGGGACGAAUACAGUGGAGAAACUCGUGGAACCGAAGUCGAAGGAUAGAAAACGUUGGAGACGUUGUGGUGGAUGUAAGGGGGCAAGAAGAAAGGAGAGGAAGAGAGGAGAGAAGCGUAGUAGACACCUCGUUGCAGCAGCCAUCUUUGCAUCUCCCUUUCACCGGCAACCCCAUUUUUGCGCUCCUGUUAUGGCCGUUCCUCUCCUCGCGAGCUAAAGUCCUUCUAUAUAUAUAUAUAUAUAUGUUCUUCCACCAUCCCCUUUCUCUCCUCUUGCCUCUUUACAACUCUUGUCCCUCUUCGUUCGUUCGCGAUUCUCGUGCCGGCAAUUAGACUUGCAAAGCAACCGCGAAUCUCGAGAUACUCGGCUUCCGGGGAUGGAGAGGGAGGGAAAUUUUUGCUUCGUAGGAGAGGAGAAACCGUGGAUCGUCGUCCUGAAGUCGAGGUGAGGUUCGCGUGGGAGUGGAGAGGUGUGGAUUGGAAGGAUUUCGAAAGUGGAGAGGGUUUUAUUUUUUUUCGAGAAAGAGAGAGAGUUAGAUGGGGUGGGGAUAUCGAAUGAACGAGCGGAAAUUUUUUUGGAAUCUGACAAAUUUUAUUUUUCAAUCUUUUUUCAGUCGAACUGGUAAAUGGACGAUUCGAAAUUUCAAGAAGAUGAAAAGAUUUUUGGAGAUAUUGUUAAAAAAUGUUAAAAAUGCAUGAAAUUAAUCGAUCCUCGAAUCAAUAUUAAUAGCGAAAAACAAUUUAACAAUUGAUUAAUUUUUAAAAACGUAUAAGAAUGUUCGUCUUUCGUUUGAAAAUUCGAAGAUAGGAGAUGUCAAAUUCUGAAAUAGUCAUUCGAGCUCAACUGUCAAUUGUAAUUAUUACAAAACAUUCGCAGAAAACGUUUAAUCGUAAUAUCUAAAAUUAUAACUGUUCCUAGGAGAAGAGAGAGAGAAAGAGAGAGAGAGAGAAAAGAAAAAUAUGCUCUAAAAUUUUGCUCCGAUUGACCAAGCGGAAAUUGAUAUACCUCGAUGGAUGGCUUAAUGUUUUCCGAAUCGAUAUCCGGUCACGAGAUAUAUUAUUACGUAACCGAGAUAUGAUGGCUCUAGCGAUCAAUGGAUGAACCGAGCUCAUGAAUUGAAAUUUCUCAAUGCAAGUACGGUCACGACCCCGUGGCCAGUUAACUGACGUUUGACAUCUUUAUCGCGUUUUGAUUGUGGAAAAAAAGCGGGACGAUCCGAUCGGUAAAACGAAGAAGGAAAAAAAAAAUAGGAUAGAUUAGAUGAGGAGUCGGGGUUAAGAACGGGGUUUGAGGCGCGUUCAUUAAAUCGCGACUCGUCAUCGUGACGAGUUUCCUUUGUCCUCGUUCAAUUUCCGCUCUGGCUCGUGACGUUUUUCAUAUUCAUCGAUCUUCCUUUCUCAUUUUUCUUUUCCUUCCUUUAAUCGGCAAACAUGUAAAACUUUAUCGCAAAAUAAUUUCUUCAUUAUCCCAAAUUGAAAAAGAUCUUACGGAUCGAUCGAAAUUUGCUGUCUAUUGUAAACUUUUACUCUUUUACUUUCUCGGUGAAAAUUCUUUUCGAGUAUAAUAAAAUUUCCUACAAAUUACGCAUUAUAAUUAAGAAAUUUCCAGAAUUCGUACAAUGUUAUUCAUACAGUCACGCAUGCAAUUAAAAAAUUCAAAAUUAUAUAAUUUAAUAAGCGUCGAAGCUCUCGUAAAGGGUUAUAUCAAACCCUUCUAAAUCUCCAAUUAAAAAAUGAAAUAUUCGAUCAUUCGAUCGUUCAUAUUUCAUUAUUCCAUUAAACGUCUUCUAUUUCGUCGUAGAAUAUCGUCGAAUCGAAAUCUUGAUUCGACGGAGCGGUCGCGGUGGCACGAUAAAGUCUCGAAGUAAUUAGCCCGAUGUUUACACAGUUUAACGUUUCCCUCCUAUCUCCUCGCCUUCUCUCCUCCUCCUACGCGGCUCAAUUAACUUACGGCACUUAAUUAGUCGUCCUGGCUCUUGGCACGCGGCAACGAACCGCGCCCGCUAAAUUCUUCUUCUCGGCUCUUAUCUGAAAAAUAAUUAUCUGCCGCCACCGGUAUGGAAUUUUUAUCGGGCAAAUACCCAACCCUGCAAAUAGGCUUCAACUGGACACGUACAAUCGUGCUUGAAUUUUUUCCCUCCCCCACUCGAUCGAUCGAAAAACUUGGAUUAUCUGGCUAUUGGGAAAGAUAAAUACAUCCGAUUAUAUUAAAGUAAAUAAAUGGAGGGAGGGGAGGAGAGGAGAAUAUUUUUUAUCAUUUCAUUUUAUUUUUCAUUAUUGUUAUUUUUAUUCUUUCUUCAAGGAUCGAAAUUAUGCUCCGCGCGAUUCAAUAGGGGAAUUUUAAAAUUUUCGUUCCAUUUCGUUUAUUAUAGCUGGUAUUAGUUUCAGUAUUAGCAUUUGCAUGGGUAAUACGAAAGAAAGAGAGAGAGAGAGAGAAAGAGAAAGAGAGAGAGAAUUUCGUGAUAUUGGAAAAAUCGGAGUGAUGAGGUUUUUUUUUCAAUUUUUUGAUUAUUUAAUCAAACAUACACGUGUCUAUUUAUUUGAUAUCGAAGAAAAAAAUCUGUUUGGAAGGAAACAAGUCUAGAAAGAAUACGUAAAAUAAAUCAUUUUAUUGAAAUGAAGUGAGAUUAAAGGAAAUAAAAAGGAAAUAAUCGUUAUCGAUUAUUAAAGUAGCACAAUAAAUUUAUCGUAUUCUUUCAAAAUAAUAGAAAAGUAACGAGAUAGAUCUACGACGUCAGCUUAAUAUCCGCCGAUUUGUACCACUUAUGAUAAUGCAAAAGUUAAACACGCGUAGAAUUACGUCGGAUUGAAUGAGUUAUAAAUUGAAACGAGCGGAAUGCGUUGACGCGAGUCGAAUAACCGGGUGCAUGUCGAGAUUCUAAUUUAUCAAUUAGCGGGUAAUUAGUGGAAACGCGCGCACUUUCAUUUGAAUCGUGUGUAUAUUUCUCUCUCUCUCUCUCUCUCUCUCUCUCUCUCUCUCUCUCUCUCUCUCUCAUCGCGAUCAACGCGUAAAGAAAAUCUAAACGCGUUCGUCUGCGAACCGUAUCAUUACACCAUUACACGUGUUUUUCACAUGCGCUCGAAUACGAUGGUGUUUUUCAGUCAGUGGGAUACAGAAGGAAAAACUUUGUCUCGGAUGGCUCUCAAUGGUGGCGAUAAAAAGAAUUCCAUGGUGCAGCAACGUAUGCCGGGAAUAAUUUAUUGUCGUAUUUAUCCAUUUAUUUUUAUUCAUUUAUUUAUUAUUCUUCCCGGUUAAUGAAAUAUAAACACGCUCGUCACAUUAUAUACGUGUAUGUCAUUAUUUAGUAAAAAGAAGUGAUAGCUCGUGAGAUGAAAGUAGUGGCCUUGAGCGCUCGUGAGAGUUUUCGCGCGUGUGAAGAGAAGAGGAAAUCGCAAUUAAAAAAGUGACAAAUGCACGGAUGGAAGUGAAAAUAUACUCGAAAAUUUCAAGGAAAGUUCUAAUUUAUCAAUUCGAGGAGGGGAAAUGUUGUGUCACGUCGUCUUUCAAAAUAAAUAAGUAAUUAUCGUAAAUAAGUAUGAAAGUUUCGCAAGUGUGGAAUAAAUUUCGUGAAUUAAGUUUAUGAUAAAGAAAGUUGCAAUAACUUUGGAACAAAUUGUCGAGGAAGUUGUAAUUUAUCAAUGAAACUCUUAUCCUCUAAUUACAUUACGUGAUAAAUAAUUCAUGCAUUCGAGUUAUGAUACUUGUGCGUGGAAGAAAUGGUAAUUUUGUGCAUAAUAUUCAAAUUUUUUUCUUUUUUUUUUUUUUUUUUUCAAGAAAUUUAUUUCUCUUUCAAUAUACUAUAUUGGACACGUUACUUUUAUAAAUUGUCCAAUAAUAAUUAAAAUGGUUGUAAAACUCAUAUUAAUCUCCAUUUUUUUUUUAAAUACAAAAAUUUAAAAAUAUUUCUAACCUCUAAGUUUCAAUUAAAAUUCCUUUUUACUCUCCACGUGAUACUUAAUUCUCUUCUUAACACGUCUAUGUUCUUUUUUUCUUCAGAAAAACUAAUAUUACUGUUCAAUAACGAAAAGAAGAAGAAGGAUAUCCUUUUCCCUACAAGAUAAAUAGAGGUGCCAAAUUAUACUCGAUAUAUUUUCAAUAAUCACGAAGAAAAUUUUCAAGAUUUACGUUAUCGAAACACAUUUCUCUCAUUACCAUCCUGAUCGGACAAAAAAAAAACUUGAAAAUCGAAACGAGAGCAAUCAAAAUCAAUCAAAUUGGAGCGACGAUCGAGAUGCCGAGAUAAUUCGUAAGAUGGCGCGGACUGUACUCAAAUUUGCCACGACUCUCUCUCGAACCGCGUCAGGGGCCGCGAAUCACCCCUCUGGGAAGAAGUUAUUCAUAAGAUUAUUUCCCAUUUUCGUCAUGGCGGCGCUGUAUCGUUAUUUAAGUUUUAUAUUAAACCACGUUACCACCCGCGCCGCGGUUUUUUGAUGGACGAGCGGCGCGUGUCCUGCUUUCCUUCAACGGAUUCCGCCUAAACGUGAGAUAUCGUGGCCCGAUCAAUUUUUCAUAAACGAACGUCCGCGAGUAGCGGGGAAUUUUCACGCGACGUCAGGGAAAUUCGACCCGUCGCCACGGCCGUUUUUCUUUAUUACAGAACCCGAGAACGACGCGCACCCGUUUUUAUUGGCUCGAUAAAAUCGUCUAGUCCGACAUAAUUUUUGCUCCCAUUAUAAUUGGUGACGAGUUUCCUCGCAUUAUUUAACUCUUGAUUGAUGGAAAUAUUUUGAGAAUGGAAUUAUAUAAUUUUUUUAGAGAAGGGGAAUAAUUUAGAAUUUGUUAAUUGAAAAUUUGUAUUCCGUAUUGAUAAAAAUACGUGAUAAUUAUUCGUUGUAUUAUUCGAUAUUAUCUUCUAUUGGUAAUUUCGAGGAUGGAAUAUCUUGGAAUUUUUUUGAAUAAUAAUUCAGAAUUCGUAAUUUAUAAAUUGAUAUUUAAUAUUUCUUAUAAUAGCUUUUUUAAAUAUAUUUUUAUUAUAUUCUCCACUUUUAGUAUUAUAUUGGUUUUAAAUUGUAAUUAGUAUGUUGAAAUAACUUGUAUUACACCAUAGUUUUAUUUCCUAAGUUGGAUUUAACACUUACUAUGAUUCUUCACUUUUUUUUUAUAUAUCUUUUUUGAUUCUUGUUCGAUCUUUUUAAAUUUUUCGUCUUAGUUGUUUCGAAGUUGUCCGUGAAAUUCAUUAUAUUCGUUGGUGUAUUUACAUGUAAGCUCGGUUAUUCCUCAGGGAUCAGCAACACGUACGCGUAGUAGACGUUACUCUUUAAUUUUCUAUUACGCAUACGUGAAUUAUUUUUUAUACUCGCCAAAAAAGUUCCAUUAAAUAUAUAUAUAAUGAAAAGAACGACAAAUUUGUUUUUUUCAUAUUAGGACAUUUCAUGCAUAUUAUUGAAUUUCUAUUUUUUAAAUGAUGAUGGCAUUAAAUAAAUUGUGAUUAUUUUAUAUUUUUUGUAGUCGAUUUAUUAUUUGGAUUAUGAACAUUAACACAUUUGUUCUUUGAAGAGUGAAAUGUAUCUUUCACUUGAAAUAAUGAUAUUAGUUUCGUUUCGAGAUUUAAGUAGUUUUAAGAUAAAUUGGAUAGAUAAUCUUUUACUUAUUUUUACAAUUAUGCCGAACGGAACUUUCAUAGAAAUGAAAAAAUUUAAUUAACAAUGUAGGUUAAAGGCGUAAAUCAUCUUCAAAAUCAUUAACACAUUAUUCUAUUACUGCAAGUGGAGAAAAUGAAGAAUACUUUACAAUUACUCACAUAAAUUCUGUAUUUCGUUAAUUAUUUAUUUAUUUUGAUUUCUAUGGCCUACUUAGAAACAUUCUGCAUUUGUUAAUCUUCAAGACUUGAAGCAAUGAACGUAAGCAAUGAUCAGGGAAUAUUUUUCUAUUAAAUUCUCUUAAUUAACAUUAUUCAACGAAAUUGAUCAAUCUUUUCAAAAUAAUAUUCAAUACCCAUUGAAAAAAAUUAAUUAAAAACUAUCCAUUUAUUCAAACUUUCUGUGUAACUUCGAACCAAGUUCCAAACUCUUAUUAAUUUUCUCCAAACUCAAUCAAUUUCAACAAAACAAUAUUCACUUCUCGCCAAUAAAUAAUUAAAAAAUCAACCCCUUUCUCCAAAUUAAGUUCACUCGUUCUCCCGCAAACUCAUCAUCCACUAUCCACUAAGAACAAAGAAAGAGAAAAAGCGAGAGAGAGAGAGAGAGAGAGAGAGAGAGAGAGAGAGAAAGAGAGAGAGAGAGAAGAAAACGAACCAGAAUAUUUUCCCAAAUAUUAAAUUCUCCCGAGCCAUUUUCACCACCUACGCCAGAAACCAGAUUCCGUGAAACCGAAAAGAAUCCAGCGGGCUCCGCUUUAAUCAAGGUCGGAUCUUCGUUUUCCCCACGUCCACGGUCAGGCUAUCAAAUACAAUCACCGAACGUGCGGCAUCUUUUCUCUCCUUCCCUUCCUCCCUCCCUCCUCCCUCUCCUCCUCCUCCUCCUCUCCGGCCUACGUCCACCCACCCACCUCGCCAACAGUCGAUUCGUUCCCGCUCUCACGAAUUGAAUCCACCCUUGUGGUGGUGGUGAAGCCGGCUUCCGGAGGGAAGAUGAAGGAGCGGAGUGAGCCAGGGUUGCCAGGGCAACCACCGUCGAGAAACCCUCUCUGUCGUUGCCAGGGCAACCUUCGUCGACCGACGAUCCCUAAAUAUGCGCCACCGGGCCAGAAGUGGCGCGAAAGAGGGUGGAACAGGGUGAGAAGAAGAGACGAGUUGUAAGAAGAGGGAGAAUUGGCGGUACAGGGAGAGAGAAAGAGAAAGAGAGAGAAAGGGAGAGGGAGGGAGAGGGAGGAAGAGGGAGAGAGGGAGAGGGAGACAGUGGCUCGACACUGGUUGGCGGAAGGAGCGUGUGAUGGUGGGUUUGGUAACUGUUACCAGGGAAGGUGAGGAGACCCAGUUAAUUACUAAAGCGUUUUAAUCGUCGGCAAAGUUCCGACGGCACUCAGGAGCCCCGGCCAAAAGGGGUUCGGAGAAUGUGGCGGCUGUGUAAAUUAGGAACUCGCCAGUUUCUCCGUACUACUGUGCGCCGAGUUCCACCAAGUUUUGGGUUGAACUCGGUUGCGCGGUUUGAGAAACGGAUGUCGGACGGAUUAAGCGGCACGUGGUUAACUCGUGGAGGAGAGACAUUUUUAUUUUCCAUUUGAAAUUUGGAAUAGAGAGGCGCGCGAAUAGAGAGGGCAAUGGGAAUUGGACGUGGAGAUAAGUAUCGAGAGUGAAUUUUUCAUUUGAAAAUUUGAUCACGCACAAGGAAUUAUUUGUACAACACGGGAAUAGGAACGAGGAAAUAAUUAUUGAGAUGUAAACUCGUGGCAAGCAUCGAGUGAAUAUUGGCAACGACAAUUUGAUAUCCACUCCGUCCCACGGAUUCUUGUUGACGAGAAAUCGAUCUCUUGAAAAAUUUCCGCCUAAGGAAACAGUCGGACAAAAUAUUGAUAACGAUCGAUUGGAUCGAGUUGGACUUCGACUUGGAAUAUCGGGAAGAAAUUACAAAUUUUUCCAAAUUUGAUUGGAAAGACAAUUGCGUUGCUCGAUUCCGGGCAAAUAGACGAGAAAACGCGGGCCAACCGAGAGCCAUCCUUUCGUCCCGACGUUAAAUAACUUUGCUUAACAAGGUGCCGCCGCUGUAAAAAGAUUACGUAAGCGGUAAUGGCCGCCGGCUCCUCCUAAAUUCGAGAGAACGAAGAGUUCCAUCCGGCGAGAGUACCACCGCGAGCCGUGGUGGAACCGUGGAAGAGAGAGAACACACGGGAACAGAAAUGGCGAACAGUGUGGCGGCAGGGUGGAGGGAGAAGCGACACGACGAGCCAGGUGGCGGGGGUUAAUUUUAAUUUCCUAAUUUUUCCCACCCCGAGGCGCAGGUAAUUUCCUCCCCAGAAGAGAAUAGAUGUAAUUACUUAACGCCUCCGAGCUCUGAGCUCCUCUUAUUAAAAGAGGAUCGUGCCCUCGAGGGCUGGAGGGGUGGAAGAUACGCCUCUGGUGGGGUGGUGGGGGGGAGGAGUGGUGGAGGCACAACAAUCGUCGGGAGAAACGAUCGCGAAGAAAGGGAAACGUUGUCGGCCUCGUUCCAUCGAAGAUGGACAACGUUGGUCGAGUUUCUUUCUGUUAUACUUUCCAUCUUCGAAAGCAUCUCCCUCCUAACUCGUUCCGAUCUAAAAAAUUUAUCCCAUCUGUAAUAAAAAUUCUCCUUGAGCGCGGGAUGUAUACUUGUAAUUGCAUAUUUAAAAAAAAAAAUAAAUAAAUAGAAACGAAUAGAAUGAAAAAAAAAAGAAAUAAGCGAAGGAGAGAAAAUAAGAGGAGGGAAAAUAUGGAGGACGAUUUUUCCCGGAGAAGAAAAUUUCUAGCUUCAAGGAAGAGUGUAUCUGGCGGAAUUGGAGGCUAAGGUCGAAGCUGUUGGCCAGGCUCCUCGAGCCAGGGGUGGUUUCCCCGAACGCAGUGGGGAAGGGAGGAGCCAUCUUGCGGCUGGUUUCAGGGCAGCCACCAAUUGAUUCAUCCCCACCAGGGUCGCUAUUACCGGGAGGAAGGGGCGUCGAUUCAAUUCCAGGGCAAAAAAACCGUGCACGAGGCGGAGUUCGCUUCGUAAUCCAUCCGUCCCCAUUGGCCGGGAACGGAGUGGCACCCGUGAACCCGCUAUCCGGCCGGCCAAUCGGGUGCCUCUGGGUGGCGAUCCAAACCAGUUUCAAAUCCAUAGACAGAGGGGAGCCGUUGACUUCGCUCGGCAGCCAGAUAGUGCUGUGCCGUUGGCUCGUGCCGUAGUGGUCCUAAACACACUAACAGGUCCUUGCCAGGCCGAGGAAUCCCUGGAAUCCGUUCGUCGCGCGAAUUGGCCGAAUUCGAACCACGCACCCGCCGAAACACCCCUUUUUUGGUGACUCUAAUCUCGUCAGCUGAUCAGUGUUUUCGUGGCCGGCCAAUUACGUAACCUCAGGUGCGAUCGCAUUGUCCAGGCGUUGUCUUUAACAAGUGUCAUCCCUCUGACUUCAGUGAUUUUGUUUGAUCUGUGCUUUGCCGAGAUGAUCCUGUUUCACUUGGUGACUUUUACAAGUUCGGUGCGUUGAGGGAAAAUGGACAUUCGGGACGAGGAUUGGACAGGAUCUUAGACUGAUGAGGUUAUAACCUGAUUUUUCGAUGAAAUUGUUUUCAGUGAUCGAGUGAUAAUUGUCGGGAAAUUGUGACGGAGAAAGGGUCCAUGGAUUGUUGAGAUUGAUACACGAAUAUUGACGAAAUAUCGCUCGAAUAAACUGAUAGUUUUAACUGAUCGUUUCAUGGAUUUAAAAUUGUUGUUGUGAAGUUUAUCGAGGACAUUGGUAAAGAAAAAAAGGAAGUAAAAGACUGAAGAGAUAGAGAUAAAAGAUCUCGGAGAAAGAAAGCGGAAAAUUUAUUAAAAUCUUUCCGCCGAAGAAUCAUUUAAAAAAGCGGAAAAGACUGGUUACCAUAGAUAGACAGAAUUCUCUAAGCACGCUUUCCGACGGGUGUCGACUUGCCACAACCACGUUAACACAAUCCGUCUUCACAUCUCCGCGAACCAUUGGAUCUCCUUACAAAUAUGAACACCAUUUUAUCCACGUAUUUCUAAAAAUCUUUAAACUCCAUUUAUUCCAACACCAAAUCUCUCCUAUAUAAGAUGUAAACAAACAAAGUGUCUACAACAGUCCAUAUUCAGACAAAAACUUAUCGACAUCGCACGUGUGCAACAAUAAUAUCUCGGGGCUUCGAGAGUUCCAAGAAAAACUUCGCAACACUCGCCAGUUCAUAUGAAGGAACCGCGGCCAUCUCGCUCGUAGUGCGUCAUCGAGCUCGGAAGGAUAUAGAUGCAAAAUAAGUGAGAUCUCUCCAGCGGAGAGAGAAACAGUCGCCACGUUGGUACCAAACAUGGUCCUGGAGCCAGGAGGUGGUCUGUCCUUCCCACUGCCUCCUGGUAGCGGUUCCGCCGGUUCCGGUGGUUCCCUGCUGACACCGGCCAGGCUGUUCCAGAGGGCGACACCCGUGUUUCCGUUCCACCUGGCAGGAUGGCCACCCCAUCAUCCGGUCCUCGGCCAGGUACAAAGCCAGGUACAGCAGACGAUGCAGGCCCAGCAUCAGGCGGCGGCUGCCGCUGUCAGGUUCCUCAGUCAUCAUCAUCCUCAUCAUCCGCAUCCGGCACUGGGGAACCACCCCCUGGUGCCGGCGAUAACUAGCCACCAUCCGACCGCCCAUCAUCUUCAUCACAGUGCCGAUCAUGCCGACGAGGAUGACGAGAAGAAAGGUUGCGAUGGCGAAUCGGACGAAGGUGGAAGCAAGAGGCGAAGGAGCAGGACCAACUUCAAUAGCUGGCAACUGGAGGAAUUGGAACGGGCAUUUCUCUCGAGUCAUUAUCCCGAUGUGUUUAUGCGAGAAGCUCUGGCUGUGAGACUCGAGUUGAAAGAGAGCCGCGUAGCCGUAUGGUUCCAGAACAGAAGGGCAAAAUGGAGGAAGAAGGAGCACACGAAGAAGGGUCCAGGAAGGCCGGCGCACAACGCUCAUCCUCAAAGCUGUAGUGGCGAACCAAUUCCACCUGAAGAGUUGAGAAGGAAGGAGAGGGAAAGGCGGCAGAAGAAAUUGCUGAAAGCUCUUGAACGACAGCAGAGGAAAUUAGCUGCAAAGGGAAUCACCGUCGACCUCUCGACCCUUCGAGCCGAAUGGGAGUCCCGAAGCGCGGCAGCAUCCGGCGGAAACUCUCUGAACGGAAGCCUGGGAAGCUCUUUCAACCAUUUGAGCAACAACAACGAGAGCAGCAGCGUGUCGGGCUCUGGCAACGACGCGAACGAGGAGAUAGACGUUGUCGGAGGUUUGGAUUCUUGCAGCGAGAGUGGCAGCGAGAGAGUAGAUUCCACCGCCGAUGGUUCCAUCGAUGGAGAGUGUUACUCGAGAUUGGGGAGCAGUGGCAACGAUCAGAACGAUCCUCGAAGAUCGGUGAACCAGGUCGCGGGAAGUCUUCAGAGUCCAAACUCGAGCCUGAACCUGGACCACUUGAAUCAUCAGCAAGGGAUCCAUCAUUGGGGCCUGACCUCCCUCCUCGAAAGAAGGAGAGAGUUGGUGAACAUGAACAGCGCGGGUGGACCUCGUCAAACAACGAACAACCCAGGAAGAACAUCGGUCAGGCAACAGACCAGCGAGGAGGAGGUGCAGAGCAGUAGCAUAGACCUAUCUGUGAAGGGGAGGGAGGAGAGGAAGAGGCUCAACCCUUUCUCUAUCGAUAGUUUACUGGGUAAUAACAGAACAAGCACCCCUGGUAUCCACAACGAAUACAGAGCCUCGACGCCUACUCUGUCGAACGGCAGGGAGUCGAUCAGCCCGACGUCACCGAUCUCGGUUCCAACUUCGCCGUCCACCACGUAGUGAGCCAAGAAUACGUGUUUCUUCUAUUCGUACGGUGGCGAAUGAUUCGAGUUACGGUGUUGGAACACAACGAAGAGUACGGGCCAGUUUCGCGAGGACAUUUAUUAAGGAACAUUAUCGAGAACAACGAGACGGAAGAUAGAAGAUUUGUCACAAUUUUAGGAUAGCAAUUGUAUUAUCUGUUCUAAAAAAAAAAAAAAUGGGAACGAGAGUUCCUGAUGGAUCGAAGAGUGAUACAAAGUUGGAGCGUUGGUUAGUUUCGUUUCUUGGGGAAACGAUUUUGUUGACGCCGAUUGAUGAAGUUUGGAGAUGUUUGAAAGUUAAGAAACGAUGAGUUUCUUCUGCGGAGAAACGGUGAUUCGAUCUACGAGAGUUUGAGUUUCCUCUAUCGAGACGCAAGGAGAAAGGAAAGCUUAUAUCAGUUUCGACAUAUCUGCAUCGAGUGCGUGAGUGACGUUGAGACUGCGUGUCACUGCGUGGUUCUGACUUUCUUCUUUUGUCCUGCGUGUUCGAGUGUGGAGAUCGAGACGAGAAUGUGCAAUAAAACACACGAAUGAAUCGUUCUUUUCUUCCCUCUCUUCUUCAAGUGUUACAUGUAGGGAGAGAGAGAAAGAGAGAGAGAGAGAGAGAAAGGGAGAGAAAGAGAGAGAGAAAGAGAGAGAAAGAGUUACUACGUUAAAUAAGGAUGCGUGUGCGAGAGAGAGAGAGAGACAGACUGCGCGUGUAUUUAAUGUAAAUAGCUCGAAAGUAUGAACGAUUCCGUUUUAUUUAAAUCUGAUUCGUAGCCGAAACCCCUCCCAGUGUUCGUCUGAUUCGCGGAUAUUAUUUAAAAAAGCAAUAGAGAUUUUUGCCUGGCACGCGUGUAUAUAUAACAAUAGAGAUUAAAUCGAAAGUUUUAGACAUUGCGUGGAGGGAUGCCGAUGAGAAAAUAAAGAAGCGGUACAAAGCUGAAUUACGGGAUAUAUCUCCUCUUCUUCUUUUUUUAUGCGUCGUGCAAGAGUGCAUUUUGUGAGAGAAAGAGAGAGAAAGAGAGAAAGACAGAGAUGUUGAAGAUCGAUAAGAAGAGUGAAGAGGAGAAGAGAGAGAGAGAAAGAGAGGGAGAGAGAGAGAGAGAGAGAGAGAGAGGAGAUGUUAUGAGAUGCCAUAAAAUUUGGGAUGCGAGACAGUAUCUACCGUAUAUUCAUUUCAAAUAUAUUAAUUUAUUCUCAACACUA